This is a messenger RNA of Papaver somniferum (opium poppy), 756 nucleotides long. RefSeq lists its product as uncharacterized. The coding region runs from base 1 to 756 and encodes 251 amino acids. NCBI's taxonomy places the organism in Eukaryota, Viridiplantae, Streptophyta, Magnoliopsida, Ranunculales, Papaveraceae. The transcript has a single exon. The record is from RefSeq and is a predicted model, not a curated record.
AUGCUUCAUGAUAUUGGUUUAGAAGACUUGGGUUUCAUUGGUCAUGAACACACUUGGAAAAGUAAUAAUUUGGGAACUGGUAAAAAAAGAUCCUGGAUAGACUUGGCACUUGGUAAUGCAGCCUGGAAUGCUACUUUUCCAUCUUCAAAGAUUUUACAUUUAAGCCAAAUGGGUAGUGAUUACUGCCCAAUUAUGCUCAUAACUGACUACAACCAGCAUAAAUUGUGGAAGCCUUUUAAGUUCUUUCAAACUUGGUUAAAUGAUAAGAAGUGUGCAGUUGAGAUAGCUAAGGCUUGGAGUAAACAAGUUCAAGGAUCAACAACUUUCAAACUCACUAAGAAAAUGCAAUUCACAAUAAUAGCUCUUUCUAAGUGGAACAGAAAGCACUUUGGUGAAAUUAAUCUAAAAGUUGACAAUCUUCAAAAGCAGUUAUCAGAUAUUCAGUCUCUUCCCCAUUCACAAGAAAAUACCUCCAAGUCUUUUCAGGUAAAUGAAGAACUCCAAAGAUGGCAUCACAUUCGGAAUGAGUUUAAUAAACAAAAGGUCAGAGAUAAUUUUCUUAAAGAGAUGGAUAAUAAUACAAAAUAUUUCCAUACAGUUAAUAAAAGAAAAGGAGGAAGAAACAACAUUGAUUCUUUUAAGGAUAUGAAUGGAAAUUGGUUACAAACCAGAGAUCAGCAGGCCAAACUUCUCACAUAUAAUUUCCAAGAAACCAGCACUUCUACAAACCCUCACUUAAUCAGUACAAUCAUAUAA